AGGUUUCUUGGUGUCUACGAACUGCCUGAGGUUAAACAUUUCAUCCAGUUCCUUUCUACCUUCUGUUGGGAGCAUUUUAUAAAAAGCUGCAGCCAUGAGCAGGGAUUCAGAAAUGGAAGUUUUUGGGGCCGCUGCCCCUUUCCUACGAAAGUCUGAGAAGGAGCGAAUAGAAGCUCAGAACCAACCCUUUGAUGCCAAGACUUAUUGCUUUGUGGCUGAUACCAGGGAGGAAUAUACAAAAGGGAAAAUCAAGGGUUCUGAAGGUGGGAAAACCACUGUGGAGACCCAUGACGGCAGGACAUUGACUGUCAAGCCAGAAGAUGUAUAUGCUAUGAACCCACCAAAGUUUGACAGAAGUGAAGAUAUGGCAAUGCUGACUCACUUGCAUGAACCUGCAGUUUUGUAUAACCUCAAAGAUCGCUACAGCUCCUGGAUGAUCUAUACUUACUCAGGUCUCUUCUGUGUCACCGUCAACCCAUACAAAUGGCUUCCUGUAUACAAUCCAGAGGUUGUGGCUGGUUACCGGGGCAAAAAACGUACAGAGGCACCUCCCCACAUCUUCUCCAUCUCUGACAAUGCGUAUCAGUUCAUGCUAACUGAUCGUGAAAAUCAGUCUAUCCUGAUCACUGGAGAAUCUGGUGCUGGAAAGACUGUCAACACCAAGCGGGUCAUCCAGUAUUUUGCAACAAUUGCAGCUACUGGAGAUGUAUCCAAGAAAAAGGAAUCCCAAUCCAAGAUGAAGGGGACACUUGAGGAUCAAAUCAUCAGUGCCAACCCCUUGCUGGAGGCCUUUGGGAAUGCCAAAACAGUGAGAAAUGACAACUCCUCCCGCUUUGGCAAAUUCAUUCGGAUUCAUUUUGGUGCCACUGGGAAACUGGCCUCUGCAGAUAUCGAGACCUAUCUGCUGGAAAAAUCAAGAGUAACUUUUCAGCUCAAGGCUGAAAGAAGUUACCACAUUUUCUAUCAGAUCAUGUCCAACAAGAAGCCAGAUCUAAUAGAAAUGCUUCUCAUUACAACUAACCCUUAUGACUAUCCAUUUGUAAGUCAAGGGGAGAUCUCUGUUAAAAGUAUUGAUGACCAAGAGGAGCUAAUAGCUACUGAUACAGCCAUAGACAUCUUGGGCUUCUCUGCUGAAGAGAAAGUUGGAAUCUAUAAACUCACAGGGGCAGUGAUGCACUAUGGAAACAUGAAGUUUAAGCAGAAACCACGAGAGGAGCAGGCAGAGCCUGAUGGCACUGAAGAGGCCGACAAGACAGCUUAUUUGAUGGGCCUGAACUCUUCAGAUCUGCUGAAAGCCCUGUGCUUUCCUCGAGUGAAAGUGGGGAAUGAAUAUGUGACCAAAGGUCAAACAGUAGACCAGGUACAUCAUGCUGUCAAUGCGCUUUCAAAAUCAGUCUAUGAAAAGCUGUUCUUUUGGAUGGUAGCUCGUAUCAAUCAACAACUGGAUACAAAGUUGCCCAGACAACACUUCAUUGGAGUGCUAGAUAUUGCGGGCUUUGAGAUCUUUGAGUACAACAGCUUGGAGCAGCUCUGUAUCAACUUCACUAAUGAGAAACUGCAACAGUUUUUCAACCAUCACAUGUUUGUGCUGGAGCAAGAAGAAUAUAAGAAAGAAGGAAUUGAAUGGACUUUCAUAGAUUUUGGAAUGGAUUUGGCAGCCUGCAUUGAACUUAUUGAGAAGCCAAUGGGCAUUUUUUCAAUCUUGGAAGAGGAGUGCAUGUUUCCUAAGGCAACUGAUACUUCUUUCAAGAACAAACUCUAUGAUCAGCAUCUUGGAAAAUCUGCCAACUUCCAGAAGCCUAAGAUUGUCAAAGGAAAGGCUGAGGCUCAUUUCUCCUUGGUGCACUACGCAGGAAUUGUGGAUUAUAAUAUUACCGGUUGGCUGGAAAAGAACAAGGAUCCCCUAAAUGAAACCGUUGUAGCACUCUAUCAAAAAUCAUCCAUUAAGAUAUUGGCAAAUCUUUAUGCCACCUUUGCUACUCUAGAGGAUGCAGAAGGUGGUGCUACAAAAAAGAAAGGUGCUAAGAAGAAGGGAUCAUCCUUCCAAACUGUUUCUGCACUUUUCAGGGAAAACUUGAAUAAGCUGAUGGCUAAUUUGAGGACAACUCACCCACAUUUUGUGCGCUGUAUAAUCCCCAAUGAGACCAAAACUCCAGGUGCAAUGGAUCACAGGCUUGUCCUACACCAACUGAGAUGUAAUGGAGUGCUUGAAGGCAUUCGAAUCUGCAGGAAAGGAUUUCCAAACAGAAUUGCAUAUGGAGAUUUUAAACAAAGAUAUCGUGUUCUCAAUGCCAGUGCUAUCCCAGAAGGCCAGUUUAUGGACAGCAGGAAAGCCUGUGAGAAACUAUUGGGAUCUAUUGAUAUUGAUCACACCCAGUACAAAUUUGGGCACACCAAGGUCUUCUUCAAGGCUGGUUUGCUGGGUCUUUUGGAAGAGAUGAGAGAUGAUCGUCUAGCAUUGCUAAUUACUCGCACACAGGCUAUGUGCAGGGGGUACCUCAUGAGAAUGGAAUACCAAAAAAUGGUAGAGAGAAGGGAAGCCAUAUUCUCCAUUCAAUACAAUAUUCGCUCAUUCAUGAAUGUCAAACACUGGCCUUGGAUGAAGCUGUUCUUCAAAAUUAAACCACUUCUGAGAAGUGCCGAGGCAGAAAAAGAAAUGGCCACAAUGAAAGAAGAAUUUAAAAAAACUAAGGAGGAACUUGCUAAAUCUGAAGCCAAAAGGAAAGAAUUAGAAGAAAAAAUGGUAUCUUUACUGCAAGAAAAAAAUGAUCUGCAGCUGCAAGUACAGUCUGAAGGUGAAAACUUAGCAGAUGCAGAAGAAAGAUGUGACCAGCUGAUCAAAACUAAAAUUCAGCUGGAGGCUAAAAUCAAGGAGCUGUCUGAAAGGGCAGAGGACGAAGAGGAGUUGAAUGCAGAGCUGACCUCCAAAAAAAGGAAACUAGAGGAUGAGUGUUCCGAGUUGAAGAAAGAUAUUGAUGACCUUGAGUUAACUCUGGCCAAAGUUGAAAAAGAAAAACAUGCCACUGAAAAUAAGGUCAAAAACCUGACAGAAGAAAUGGCAGUUCUGGAUGAAACUAUUGUGAAGUUAACCAAGGAGAAGAAAGCCCUCCAAGAGGCCCAUCAGCAAGCUCUUGAUGACCUACAAGCUGAAGAAGACAAAGUCAACACACUCACUAAAGCUAAAAUAAAGCUGGAGCAACAAGUUGAUGAUCUGGAAGGCUCCUUGGAACAGGAAAAGAAAAUCCGCAUGGAUCUUGAAAGAGCCAAAAGAAAAUUAGAAGGGGACUUGAAACUUGCCCAGGAAUCCUUAAUGGAUCUAGAAAAUGACAAACAACAGCUUGAAGAAAAACUGAAAAAGAAAGACUUUGAGUUUAGCCAACUGCAAAGUAAAAUUGAGGAUGAACAAAAUUUGGGAAUCCAGCUACAGAAGAAAAUCAAAGAACUUCAGGCUCGCAUUGAGGAACUGGAAGAGGAAAUUGAGUCUGAGAGAACGAAUCGGGCAAGAGCGGAGAAGCAGCGUGCAGACUUAGCACGUGAGCUGGAAGAAAUCAGUGAGCGGCUUGAAGAGGCUGGAGGAGCUACCUCUGCCCAGAUUGAACUUAAUAAGAAGCGAGAGGCAGAAUUCCAGAAGAUGCGGCGUGACCUGGAGGAAUCAGCUCUGCAGCAUGAAGCCACUGUAGCAGCGUUGCGCAAGAAACAUGCAGAUAGCACGGCUGAACUUGCAGAGCAAAUUGAAAACCUGCAGCGUGUCAAGCAAAAACUGGAAAAGGAAAAGAGUGAAUGCAAAAUGGAGAUCGAUGAUCUGGCCAGUAACCUGGAGUCUGUCACCAAAUCAAAGGGUAACCUAGAGAAAAUGUGCCGUACAUUAGAGGAUCAGCUCAGUGAAAUAAAGACGAGGUCUGAAGAAAACCAGAGAUCAGUGACUGAUUUAACCACAAUGAAAGCACGUCUGCAGGCUGAAUCAGGUGAACUGGCACGUCAAAUUGAGGAGAAGGAUAGCAUAAUAUCUCAACUUUCCAGAGGCAAGCAAGCAUUUACCCAGCAAAUAGAAGAACUGAAGAGGCAGCUCGAGGAAGAGACCAAGGCGAAGAAUGCACUGGCCCAUGCCUUGCAAUCUGCUCGCCAUGAUUGUGAUUUGCUCCGGGAACAAUAUGAAGAGGAGCAGGAAGCCAAGAGUGAGCUCCAGCGGGCCUUGUCCAAGGCCAACAGUGAGGUGGCCCAGUGGAGAACCAAGUAUGAAACAGAUGCCAUUCAACGCACAGAAGAGCUGGAGGAGGCCAAGAAAAAACUAGCCCAACGACUUCAAGAAGCUGAAGAACAAGUUGAGGCUGUCAAUUCCAAGUGUGCCUCCCUGGAGAAAACGAAGCAGAGGUUGCAAUGUGAAGUGGAAGACAUGAUGGUGGAUGUCGAGAGGGCAAAUGCACAAGCUGCUGCUCUGGACAAGAAACAAAGGAAUUUUGACAGGAUUUUGGCAGAGUGGAAGACCAAGUAUGAGGAGAGCCAGUCAGAGUUGGAAGGUGCCUUGAAAGAGUCACGCUCAUUGGGUACUGAACUCUUCAAAAUGAAGAACGCCUAUGAAGAAACGUUAGAUCAGUUGGAAACAAUCAAACGAGAAAACAAGAAUUUACAGCAGGAAAUAGGUGAUCUUACAGAACAAAUUGCUCAAAAUGGGAAAUACAUUCAUGAACUUGAGAAGGCCAAGAAGCAGGUAGAAGUGGAGAAAUCUGACAUGCAGAUGGCUCUAGAAGAAGCAGAGGCAGCUCUUGAACAUGAGGAGGCUAAAAUCCUUCGCAUUCAGCUGGAGUUAACUCAGGUGAAAUCUGAGAUUGAUAGAAAGAUUGCGGAGAAAGAUGAAGAAAUUGAUCAGCUGAAGAGGAACCACCUAAGAACAGUGGAAACAAUGCAAACUGCUUUAGAUUCAGAAAUCCGGAGUAGGAAUGAGGCCAUACGCAUUAAGAAGAAGAUGGAGGGGGAUCUGAAUGAAAUGGAAAUCCAGCUGAGCCACGCUAACCGCCUAGCUGCUGAGACACAGAAACACCUCAGGAAUGUCCAAGGGCAGCUCAAAGACAUGCAACUGCAUUUGGAUGAAGCCCUCCGAGGCCAAGAGGAUCUCAAAGAGCAGUUGUCCAUGGUUGAGCGCAGAGCUAACCUGAUGCAGGCGGAGAUCGAAGAGCUCCGGGCAGCUCUGGAACAGACAGAGAGGGGCAGGAAACUGGCUGAACAGGAACUUCUGGAUGCCACUGAGCGUGUGCAGCUCCUACAUACACAGAACACGAGUCUCAUUAACACAAAGAAGAAGCUGGAAAUGGAUAUUUCUCAACUUCAAUCUGAAGUGGAAGAUGCCAUUAAAGAAGCCAGAAAUGCAGAAGAGAAAGCAAAGAAAGCAAUCACAGAUGCGGCCAUGAUGGCAGAAGAGCUGAAGAAAGAGCAAGACACGAGUGCUCACUUGGAGAGAAUGAAAAAGAAUCUGGAUCAAACAGUGAAGGACCUGCAGCUUCGCCUAGAUGAGGCAGAACAGCUUGCUCUGAAAGGGGGGAAGAAGCAAAUCCAGAAAAUGGAGGCCAGGAUCCGAGAGCUAGAAUCUGAGCUUGAGGGAGAGCAGAAGCGAGCAACAGAAGCCAUCAAAGGUAUUCGCAAGUAUGAACGGCGAGUCAAAGAAUUGACUUUCCAGGGAGAAGAGGAUAGAAAGAAUGUGAUCAGGUUACAGGAUUUGGUGGAUAAGCUUCAGCUGAAGGUCAAAUCCUAUAAGAGACAAGCAGAAGAGUCUGAUGAGCAGGCCAACGUUCACCUCUCCAAAUACAGAAAAGCUCAGCAUGAGCUGGAAGAAGCUGAGGAAAGGGCUGAUAUUGCUGAGUCUCAAGUCAAUAAGCUCCGAGCAAAGAGCAGAGAAAUUUCCAGUACAAAGGUGGUAAUAGAAAGUGAAGAAUGAUUUCAAUGCAAAUCUGAAGCCAGGAAUGUAUGCAAAAUGCAUAUAUACUCUGAGCCCUGAUGUUGUUUGAAAACUCUAGAAAUCCUGUAAUCUUUCCUCAGUCACCCAAAUAGAAAAUAAACUAUGCUUUGCCUAAA
This is a messenger RNA of Anolis sagrei ordinatus, 6066 nucleotides long. The record is from RefSeq and is a predicted model, not a curated record. Lineage: Eukaryota; Metazoa; Chordata; Lepidosauria; Squamata; Anolidae.